Candidozyma duobushaemuli is the source of this 1305-nucleotide messenger RNA. Its product is annotated as pantothenate kinase. Gene Ontology annotation, cellular component: nucleus; cytosol. The coding region runs from base 1 to 1305 and encodes 434 amino acids. The transcript is spliced from 2 exons. The record is from RefSeq and is a predicted model, not a curated record. Gene Ontology annotation, biological process: coenzyme A biosynthetic process. Gene Ontology annotation, molecular function: pantothenate kinase activity; ATP binding. Lineage: Eukaryota; Fungi; Ascomycota; Pichiomycetes; Serinales; Metschnikowiaceae.
AUGGUUAAGCAGCUCCUUGUCGACAACAUAGACUUCGGUUCGGUGCCCGCAGGCACCAUCAAAAUCGACUGCCAGUAUGGUCUGCUGAGUUCGAGUGCUCUGCCGCUGCCUCCUGAGCUGUCUGAGCUGGAAAGUGAAGAGGAGCUUCAGCACAGCUUCAGUCUGAUGGGAAUUAGCCCUUCCACGGACCUGGUGAACGCCCAAAACAUCGCCUUGCCGCAGCACAACUCAGAUAUCAUUCACAUGAGUAUCGACAUAGGCGGCACCUUGACCAAGUUGGUGUACUUCACGGCGUCGCUGACGGAGAAGGACGACCCGGCCGACUCGGGCGGGAAGUUGCACUUUCAGGAUUUCCAAACGGGCUCUUUUGAAAAAGAGGCGCUCGCUUUCAUGAUCCAACUCAUCCGCAAGUCCAUCAUCAACAAGCUGAACCCGCCCAUCACGUACGUCAUGGCCACGGGCGGUGGAGCUCACAAGUUCUGCAAGUUGAUGGUGGCGGUUUUCAAAAAACACAAGUUCCCCAUGCAAAUCGUCAAGAAGGACGAGAUGGAGUGCUUGAUCAAGGGCCUCGACUGGCUCAUCACCAAAAUUCCCAACGAGAUCUUCACCUACGAUCUUGUCGAAAACGAAAUUCAGUUCAUCACCAGUCCUUACACGUGCGAGGACCAGAUUUAUCCCUAUUUGUUGGUCAAUAUUGGCUCUGGUGUGUCAAUGAUCAAGGUCACUGGGCCUGGCCCCCAGGGCUUUGAGCGUAUAGGCGGUUCUUCUCUCGGUGGAGGAACGCUAUGGGGUCUUCUUUCUCUCCUCACAGACGCCAAAGACUACACUGAAAUGUUGGAAAUGGCCCAGAAGGGCGACAACGAAAACAUCGAUCUUUUGGUCGGCGACAUUUACGGCGCAAGCUACAACAAAAUCGGCUUGAAGUCCACCCACAUUGCCUCGUCGUUCGCCAAGGUAUUUAAAAAGCUCCGCUUUGGCAAACUGGGCAGUCCACUUACACCCACAGAAAAGCUAGCACAGUUCAAGCAGGAAGAUAUUGCAAGAUCCCUCUUGUAUCUGAUCUCCAACAACAUUGGUCAAAUUGCCUAUCUUCAGGCGCUUCGCUUUGACCUCAAGCGUAUAUACUUUGGAGGCAGCUACAUUCUGGGACACAUGCAAACAAUCCACACGUUGAGCUACGCCGUCAAUUUCUGGUCCAAGGGCGACAUGAAAUCGUAUUUCCUCAGACACGAGGGCUACUUGGGCAGUGUGGGUGCCUUCAUGAUGGGGCCCAACGGCGAAAUCAACGGAGACUCGUAUCAUUAA